Messenger RNA from Sarcophilus harrisii (Tasmanian devil), 2872 nucleotides. It is a transcript of the gene TIMM44, whose product is annotated as translocase of inner mitochondrial membrane 44. The transcript is spliced from 13 exons. Gene Ontology annotation, molecular function: protein-folding chaperone binding. Gene Ontology annotation, biological process: protein import into mitochondrial matrix. The record is from RefSeq and is a predicted model, not a curated record. NCBI's taxonomy places the organism in Eukaryota, Metazoa, Chordata, Mammalia, Dasyuromorphia, Dasyuridae. Gene Ontology annotation, cellular component: mitochondrial inner membrane. Bases 1219 to 2658 code for a protein of 479 amino acids.
UUUAUAUGUAGUAGAAACAUGCAAAACAUUUUAUUAAACUUGUUCACAGUCAUAUAGACAUUUGAAUUCAAUUCCAAAGAUAAGCUGAUGCUUAUUUUCAAGUACAAUGUUGUGGUUUGGGGUUUUCUUUAUGAAUCCAACCUUAUAUUUGUGCAGAUACUUGAUUCUUUUCACAGGCAUCAGGGAUGUGUUAAUGCCUCACAUGUUAACCUAUAGUUUGAAUUUUGUGAUAUUUUUAGUUGUAAACAAAACAGGAAAACUGACAUGUUAUAGUUUAGGAACUGGUCAUUUGUAACUUUGAAUCAGUAGAAAUGGAAUUAAAAUUAUAAUAAUACAAUUGGUUUACUUUAUACUUUUUAGGCAAGCAUGUCUUUUCUCCUCCCCACCAAAUGGUGCUGUAUCUUUGGGCAAAGGGUUGCUCAGACUGAAGUCUUAGACUGUGAAGGGGAGGGAAGGAAAAAAUUAUGCUCUCAUGUCUUGAAUGUUAUUUGUGAAGUUGUCUUAUGUGCAUUAUGUUCAUGUACUUUUCAUCAAAUUUCUGUUCUUCAUGGGGAAUGCAUUUUGUAGACUUGAGAAUUUUUCCCAGCUCAAGUCCCUCUGGCAAUUAUAGAAGCUUAUGCCUGAAACCCCACUCUUUUCCAUGGUCCUUUUUACUUCUUUUUCCUGUAAUACAAGUUUACUUUCCAGGCUCUCUUAUGCACUGCUGAUUGUAAAGGGCCCUUUACCUCAGGAUUCUAGAACCCAGGACCUAUGACUGUCAAUUCUGUGCUUUUGGGUAUUCCUGGGCCUGCCUCUGUUAUUCCCACUUUAUUUCUAUAGUUUACAGACCCUCUUAGCUCUUUCAGCAAAACAUAAUUUUUCAUUUUUAAUUGGCUAGGUUUCCUCUCAUCCCACAGAGCCAGAGCUUAGCUUUGCAGCUAUUCAUUUCACUUGCCAUUCCUCUGCUCCUAAUUUUUUUUUUAAACAUGGUAAAUAAAGUGUAAUUUAUUUACCCCAAGAAAACGUCCUUAUUUACCCCAAGAAAACGUCCUUAUCAGCCAACACUUCCUGAACACUUACUUGGUUCAUUGGAAACAUGUUAAAUUUCUCUUGACCAGACUUUUAGUAUAAUGUUGAAGUCACUGGUUUUUCCUUUCUCUUUUAUGUGUGUCUUGCUGUAGUUCUGUGUUUAUUUCCCUCUUUUUCAGAUAUGGAGAAGCUGUCCAACUGCUUAAAAGGAUGUGCCAAAUGUCUCCGGAAUGUGUCCACCACUGUUGGACCUGCCCCGGGGCCUGCACUGCCUCGGGGAGGAAAAGGAUGCACCUGGAUGGGAAACCUGCACCAGGAAUGUCCUUUAGAUGCCUUGGCAGCGGGACCCAGCUUCUCUCUGGCUGGUGCCCUGUGCCACUGCCCUCUGGCCCUGUCUAUCGAAUAUGCAGUCCAGGCUUAGAGCUGCCUCUGGCAAAGUGUUACUCUUCUGGAAGCAGGAAAAGUUUCCUUUCUGGCUUGAUAGAAAAUAUUAAACAAGAAUUAGCAAAAAACAAGGAAAUGAAAGAAAGUAUAAAAAAAUUCAGAGAUGAAGCUAAGAAAUUAGAAGAAUCAGAUGCACUUCAGGAAGCAAGAAGGAAAUAUAAAACCAUUGAGUCUGAAACAGUCAAAACAUCUGAAGUAAUUAGGAAAAAAAUUGGAGCAUUCACUGGGACAGUGAAAGAGAGUUUGGAUGAAGUAAGUAAAAGCGACCUUGGCCGAAAAAUUCUAGAAGGCAUGGAAGAAGCAGCCAAAACAGCCAAACAGUCUGCAGAGUCAGUGACCCGAGGUGGGGAGAAGUUGGGCAAAACAGCUGCCUUCAAAGCCAUUUCUCAGGGAGUUGAAAGUGUGAAGAAGGAACUAGAUCAAAGUGUCCUAGGGCAGACAGGUCCCUACCGAAGACCAGAGCGACUGCGAAAACGGACUGAAUUAUCUGGAGUGAAAAUCAAAGAGGAUAAAGUAUUUGAACCCAAUGAGGAAGCGAUGGGAGUUGUGUUGCACAAGGAUUCAAAAUGGUAUCAACAGUGGAAAGAUUUCAAGGACAACAAUGUCGUCUUUAAUAGAUUCUUUGAGAUGAAGAUGAAAUAUGAUGAAAGUGAUAAUACCUUCAUCCGGUUAUCUCGAGCAGUGACAGACAAGAUGACUGAUUUAAUAGGUGGCCUAUUCUCAAAGACAGAGAUGUCUGAAGUUCUUACUGAAAUCCUCAAAGUGGAUCCAACUUUUGACAAAGAUAAGUUUCUGCAGCAGUGUGAACGUGAUAUCAUCCCCAAUGUCCUGGAGGCGAUGAUAAGUGGAGAGCUGGAUAUCCUCAAAGACUGGUGCUAUGAAGCAACAUACAAUCAGGUGGCUCAUCCCAUCCACCAAGCGAAGUCCAUGGGCCUGCAGUUCCAUUCUAGGAUUCUAGACAUCAGCAAUGUUGAUUUGGCGAUGGGAAAAAUGAUGGAACAAGGACCGGUACUAAUCAUCACAUUCCAGGCCCAGCUGGUGAUGGUGAUCAGGAACCCCCAUGGAGAAGUGGUAGAAGGAGAUCCGGAUAAAGUAUUGCGUAUGCUGUACGUUUGGGCCCUGUGUAGAGACCAGACUGAGCUGAACCCCUAUGCAGCCUGGAGGCUGCUGGACAUUUCUGCCUCAAGCACAGAGCAGAUUCUCUGAAGACAAAUGUCGGGGACCUGCUGGACUGUGCUCUCUUGUUCUCCCAGCAAGGGCCCCACCGCUGUCAGAAGCUUCAGGAUGCAAGACCAUCUGGCUCCUGCAGGGCACUUUGUGACCCUUCGCUUUCCAGGAGCCAGUGUGAAAUGAGGGGAGGGAGGGUGCUGAGUGAGAUAAGGACAUGAGAAAUUUUCCUUCGGGGAAUACAGUUGACUAG